AUGACGGCUAUUCCCGGACGGAGCGUAGCCAGGGUGUAUGCGGGUGCCAACGAAAAGUUUGGCAGGCAGUGGUGGGAUUACGGUGAGUUGCUUUGCUUUGCUUUGCUUCGCUCGGCUGGCUCAACCUUUGGGUGAGCGCAUUUCUGUGCUGUGUGACACAAUGCACAUCCUCGUGCCGGAAGAUUGGGGCAGACAUUCAGCGCUCGCGAUCGAGAACAGCAUCGCACACAUCACUUUGGGCAGCACGUGAGACUUGUGGCACAAGUAAUACAGCCAUCAUCAAGCGCACACCUUCUCGCGAAGAGGUUCUUGCCCAUCUAAUCCCCAAGAGUGGCAUGCAUGACUUCCUGAACAAGCUUUGAUGAUGCUUUGCAGCUCUCAGCCAAGCCUCGCCUCGCCUUGCCAAUGCCCGAACGUUUCUGAUUUUGCGCGCCAUUCCCGCUUCCUUUCGUUUUAGACAAUCUCGUGGUGCAAUGGUGCGUGAAACAUGCGCUUGCGUGCUUGUAUCCGAGUUCCAUCGCCAUGACUGACACAAUGCGCCUUGUCCCAUCACGCAUCGCAGGGGCACUCAAGAUAAUUACGAAAUUCUUCGCAAAGUAGGGCGAGGCAAAUACAGCGAAGUGUUUGAAGGUGUAAAUGUAGCAGGCACCGCGGUCGGCGGAGGGUCAGGGGCUGGUGCUUCUCCCGGUCACGGAUUGGGAGCUACGGGUGGACCGGAAAAAUGCAUCAUCAAGGUGUUGAAACCUGUAAAGAAGAAAAAGAUCAAGAGAGAAAUCAAAAUUUUGCAAAAUUUGGCCGGUGGUCCUAAUGUUGUCGGCUUGUUGGACGUUGUUAGGGACCCGCAGGUGAGUACUUCCGGUCAGGACACGCGCAAACGGGGAGGUUGAGACGCAUGCUGCCAACGUCGAUGGAGGUCAAGAGAGCCGCCGAUCCCGGGGGAUUGCAAAGCUCGCGUUCACUCGCGUGCUGACCAGCGACUGCUCGCGACUCUACACUCGCAGUCGAAAACUCCCUCGAUGGUCAUGGAAUACGUCAACAACACCGAUUUCAAGACGCUCUAUCCCAAAUUCACAGACUUUGACGUUCGCUUUUACAUCUACGAGCUGCUCAAGGUGCGUGCAGGCAGCGCGAGUCGAAGGCGCUCCGCAGCGCCAAAAUUUGGCACUGACAGAUUGGUUGUUGAUUUCACUCAGGCGCUCGACUUUGCUCAUUCGCGAGGCAUCAUGCAUAGAGACGUAAAGCCGCACAAUGUUAUGAUUGACCACGAGAAGCGCAAGGUGAGUUGCAGAGGGCGCCGAGCGAAGCAGCAGCAAAGGAGCCACCAGGUUUAGCAUGGAUGGUGCUCUGACAGCUGCUGAUACCGAUUUCCUCCUUUCAUAUUGCCGCUGUUUUCAGUUGCGGCUCAUCGACUGGGGAUUGGCGGAAUUCUACCACCCGUACACAGAGUACAAUGUUCGUGUCGCAUCGAGGUACUUCAAGGGACCAGAAUUGCUGGUGGACUUCCAAGAGUACGACUACUCACUAGACAUGUGGAGUCUGGGCUGCAUGUUUGCGAGCAUGGUGAGUACGCACGCGCGGUGUGGGCAGAGUCUUCAGCAAAGACGUUCUGCUCACCCUUCGCCUACGCCUGGCCACCUCCGUCGUUCUGCAGAUCUUCCGCAAAGAGCCUUUCUUCCACGGGCAUGAUAAUUAUGAUCAGCUGGUCAAGAUCUGCAAGGUGCUCGGCACGGACGAGUUGUACACUUAUCUCGAAAAGUACGAUAUCGAGCUGGAUCCCCAAUACGACGAGAUUCUUGGCCGGUGCGUAUCAGCCUUUGCGCUAGCUCGUACCUCCUGCACGACACGACAUUGUGCUUAUCAGUCCCUCACAUCCUUGCGUCGAAUAGCUACACACGCAAGCCUUGGUCAAGGUUCAUCACAUCCGAAAAUCAGCGAUACGUAUCCAACGAGGCCAUCAACUUUUUGGACAGUCUCUUGAAGUACGAUCAUGCCGAAAGAUUGACUGCUCAAGAAGCCAUGAAUCAUGCUUAUUUCGGUGAGUGUGCACGAGCAGGCGUAUUCUGUAGCAGCGCGACUACCCUCGUCGUUUCCGAUGCGAGCUGGUUACUGACACUUCUUCGCGCAUCUCGCACCAUGCGCAGAACCUGUGAAGGCGGCCGCAUCUAGAGGAGAGGUACCCAGCUGA
Messenger RNA from Ceraceosorus bombacis, 2185 nucleotides. Lineage: Eukaryota; Fungi; Basidiomycota; Exobasidiomycetes; Ceraceosorales; Ceraceosoraceae. The record is from the annotation of a GenBank genome assembly.